AAUGGUUUUUGCGCUCACAAAACCAUAUUCCUCUCACUGACCUAAUCAUAACUGGAAAAGCUAAAUCAUUUGCAAAAUUGCUUAAUAUUCCUGAUGAUGCAUUGACAUUUUCUUCUGGGUGGCUUCAAAGCUUUAAAAAUAGAAACAAUUUGAAAAGAUAUCAAUUGCAUGGAGAAAGUGGAUCAGCUGAUACCAAUGCAAUUGAAAAUGCACUUCCUGAUUUAAAAACAAUUAUUAACUCCUUUAGACCUGAAUGUGUAUAUAAUAUGGAUGAAACAGGACUAUGGUUAAGACUAUUUGAUCAAAGAAUGAGUGGUAGAAAGGUGUUAUUAUUACUUGACAAUGCACCUUGUCAUAUAAUUGAAGGGGUAGAAUUGAAAAAUACACAGAUUAAAUUCUUACCACCAAACUCCACAUCAAAGAUUCAACCUUGUGAUGCUGGAAUUAUUGCAUCUUUCAAGAAACAUUACUGUUGUCGAUUUGUACAUCACCUUUUUGAAAAGUUUGAGGAUAAUGAACAGGUUGCCAAACUUAAUGUUUUAGAAGCUAUACUAUUCAUUAAAACAGUUUGGAGAGAUGAUGUUACAAUAAAUACCAUUGCCAAUUGUUGGAAGCAUACUGCUAAAUCAUUUGCAAAAUUGCUUAAUAUUCCUGAUGAUGCAUUGACAUUUUCUUCUGGGUGGCUUCAAAGCUUUAAAAACAGAAACAAUUUGAAAAGAUAUCAAUUGCAUGGAGAAAGUGGAUCAGCUGAUACCAAUGUAAUUGAAAAUGCACUUCCUGAUUUAAAAGCAAUUAUUAGCUCCUUUAGACCUGAAUGUGUAUAUAAUAUGGAUGAAACAGGACUAUGGUUAAGACUAUUUGAUCAAAGAAUGAGUGGUAGAAAGGUGUUAUUAUUACUUGACAAUGCACCUUGUCAUAUAAUUGAAGGGGUAGAAUUGAAAAAUACACAGAUUAAAUUCUUACCACCAAACUCCACAUCAAAGAUUCAACCUUGUGAUGCUGGAAUUAUUGCAUCUUUCAAGAAACAUUACUGUCAUCGAUUUGUACAUCACCUUCUUGAAAAGUUUGAGGAUAAUGAACGGGUUGCCAAACUUAAUGUUUUAGAAGCUAUACUAUUCAUUAAAACAGCUUGGAGAGAUGAUGUUACAAUAAAUACCAUUGCCAAUUGUUGGAAGCAUACUGGUAUUAUUAAAUUUGAUAAUAAUGAAGAGACAGA
Molecule: messenger RNA, 1216 nt
Organism: Entrophospora sp. SA101
Lineage: Eukaryota; Fungi; Glomeromycota; Glomeromycetes; Entrophosporales; Entrophosporaceae
Source: the annotation of a GenBank genome assembly